GGGGAGGGGCCGCAGAAGUACCAAGGCCCGGCGGUCCGCGCCCCGCCGCAGCCAUGUACCCGACGCGCGCAGGCGAGCGUCUGCGGGUGGUGCUGGGCCACCUGGGCCGGCCGGAGGCCGGGAACCCGGUGGCUCAGCCCACAUCAAGGACUGUUUCUCUGCCCAGUGUCCAUCCUCAGCAAUUCCAGUAUACUUUGGAUAAUGAUGUCCUAACUUUUGAACAGAGAAAAUUUUAUGAAGAUAAUGGGUUUCUUGUCAUCAAAAAUCUGGUAUCUGAUGCUGAUAUUCAGCGGUUUCGGGAUGAGUUUGAAAAAAUCUGUAGAAAGGAGGUAAAGCCACCAGGAAUAACGAUAAUGAGAGAUGUGAACAUUUUGAAGUCAGAAUUUACUGCAAAUGAGAAAAUGAUUUCAAAAGUCCAGGAUUUCCAAGAAGAUGAAGAGCUCUUUAGGUACUGCACUCUCCCCCAGAUUCUGAAAUACGUGGAGUGCUUUACUGGACCUAAUAUUAUGGCCAUGCACACAAUGCUGAUAAAUAAACCUCCAGAUACUGGCAAGAAGACGUCGCGUCACCCCUUGCACCAGGAUCUGCACUAUUUCCCUUUUCGGCCCAGCAAUCACAUCGUUGCUGCUUGGACCGCCAUGGAGCACAUUGACCGGAACAACGGUUGUCUGGUUGUGCUUCCAGGUACCCACAAAAGCUCCCUGAAGCCACAUGGCUACCCACAGUGGGAGGGUGGAGUCAACAUAAUGUUCCACGGGAUCCAGGACUAUAAAGAGGACAGUAGCCGUGUGCACCUCAUAAUGGAGAAGGGAGACACUGUUUUCUUUCAUCCUUUGCUCAUCCAUGGAUCUGGGAGGAACAGAACUCAAGGAUUCAGGAAAGCCAUUUCCUGCCACUUUGCCAGUGCCAGCUGCCACUAUAUCGAUGUGAAGGGCACCCAUCAAGAAGGCAUUGAGAAAGAAGUGAUAAAAAUCGCACAGAAGCGUGGCUUGACUGCAGAUGACAUCAGUCUGAAGGAUCUUUGGAAGUUUCGAGCCCGGCUUGUGAAAGGAGAGCGAAUUAACCUCUGAAAUAACCCUUCAUUAUAGUGGUUUAAUGGAAGUUAAAAUGAAACAGAGUUUGAAGAAAGGGUUUUCUUUUGGGGGUGGUGUAAUCUUUCUCUUACUUUUUAACAAAAUCAUGAAAUUGUACAGAGUUAAUUUUGCAGUGUGGUGCUGUUGUUUUAAUGGAAGUAAAAACAAUGAAAGUGGAAUACUGGUUUCAGAACAAAUCUGUGCUUACAGAUAAUAAAAGUGAUUGAUGUAUAAUUGAAAUAUG
This is a messenger RNA of Octodon degus (degu), 1317 nucleotides long. It is a transcript of the gene Phyh, whose product is annotated as phytanoyl-CoA 2-hydroxylase. Gene Ontology annotation, molecular function: phytanoyl-CoA dioxygenase activity. The transcript is spliced from 9 exons. Gene Ontology annotation, biological process: fatty acid alpha-oxidation. Lineage: Eukaryota; Metazoa; Chordata; Mammalia; Rodentia; Octodontidae. The record is from RefSeq and is a predicted model, not a curated record. The coding region runs from base 54 to 1070 and encodes 338 amino acids.